AUGGAUAAUUCUCAAACGAACGGCACGAUGCCCAUGAUGCCGUCCAUGAUGCGGCCACCCAUCCCACCGGACACGCUCAUCUGGAUGCAACGCAAUCAUCUCUACCCACAACAAGUCUGGUGGAUUCUCGCUUCCUUCAUCGGCCUCGUUGCGAUUGCUCAGUUCCUUUCGUGGGUCGGCUCCAAAGCUUCCUCGCCGUGCCCGGCGCGUAUGGCAGACGCCGAAGCUCCUGGAGGCUCGGUGAGGCAGCGAAAGCUGCAGUUGAGCCGAUUGCCUUUGGCGAUCGUCAACUGGUGGCGUGUCUUUGCCUUCCGGAACACGGUCGAAUUCGGAGAGCUGUUGAGUAUCACAUAUGCCGAGGCAUUCAUCACUGUCGGAUAUAUCGUUGCGUUGUUCACCUGGGAGUUCAUUAACACGACCAACCUGGCGGGGCAGCCACUUGACUGGCGGUACUAUUCGAGCAGAGCUGGAGCACUGGCCGUGAGCCAAUUUCCGCUUGUCACUGUUCUCGGGACCAAAAACAACGUGCUCGCAUACAUUACGGGUGUAAGCUACGACAAGCUCAAUUACCUUCAUCGGAUGACCGCCCGUGUCAACUUGAUACUACUUUGGAUUCACGCUGGCGCCAAGGCAAUUCCCAUUAGCAUGUUCAUCCGCAUCGGUCUGACAGCCAUUGUUGCGUACACCAUCGUAUUAUUGCUCGCCUUCCGUCCCAUACGUGCCCGCUUCUACGAGCUCUUCUUCUUCGCUCACUUCUCCCUUAUUUUGGUUAUGCUCAUCGGCGCAUACUACCACGCCAACCAAGCAGCCCGGCUUGGGGUUUACAUCUACCCCUGCUUCCUGAUCUGGGGGUUGGAUCGUUUCCUUCGCGUUUUGCGCCUCGUCUACUUCAAUAAUCACCUCUUCUCCAUGACGCGCGGCACGGGACCCUCCGGCAUGGACGACGGCCUAUCUGCUACCGCUGUGCUCCUCUCUCCCCAGUUCGUCCGGUUGCGCGUUACGCGGCCCUCGCAUCUCAAGUGGACACCCGGUCAGGCGGCGUACCUCAUCAUGCCUGGGGUGUCGACGAUUCCGAUCGAGGCGCACCCGUUCACGAUCGCGAGCGUCGACACGCGGUACAGGCUCCUCAAGAGCAAGAGCAAGGCUCGGAAGAUGGAGCGAAUGGACCUCAGUGAGGACGACUCGACUUUGAAUAGUGGAGAGGAGAAGGAGUAUAAUGAGGACGUGCUGCCGUACUGGGAGGAGCUCGACUUCUUAAUCAAUGUGCGUGACGGCGUCACGAAGAGGCUAGCGGAGAGGGCCAGGAAGGGCGGGAAAGUCAAGGUGUGGGUCGAUGGGCCGUAUGGGUUCUCACCGAACUUGAGGAACGACGACGUUGUUGUGCUCGUGGCCGGCGGUUCCGGUGUCUCACUGGCGAUUUCAAUGUUCCUCGGCGUCGUGAGCGACGUGCAGAACAUGAAGGCCAGGACACAGAAGGUCGUCUUCAUCUGGUCUAUCCGUGAUUCCAAACAACUUGAAUGGAUAACCAGGUCUCUCCUGAACGCCCUGGAGCUCGCCCCGUCCGGGCUCGAAAUCGUCGUCCGUAUUUUCAUCACCGGUCACCAGAAGUCCGACCAAAUGCCCCUGAUGAUGAACCGUGACGACAUGCCUCCCAUGAGCACCGGGGACAUGCAGCGCGCAGACGAUGGUGAUUCAAUGUACUCGCCGCAGGACACGCCUACUGCUAUGAAUAUGCCGCGUGAGCUCAAGGACUUCUCAUCUGUGCACCUCACUCCUGGACGCCCAGAGCUAGGAAGCUUGUUGAGGCACGAAGUCCAGAACGCAAGCGGGGGAAGGUUAUCCGUUACGGUUUGCGGCGGGCCUGCCAUCGCUAAGACCUGCAGGGAGGCACUCAAAUUCCCCCCCAGCUCCGUCUUGUACGGCGGACCCAGCGUCGUACUCCAUAUCGAGGCGUUCGGUUAUGCUUGAGCUUUCGGUGCACAUGGACACCGUGGACUUCACAUUUUGUGAGCUAAGUAGUUACAAUCCUUCGGUAACGUCAAGUACGUAGGACGCCAGAGCCCUCUCACGGACUCAUUUGACACGUUCUUAUAGUAUCU
Messenger RNA from Dichomitus squalens LYAD-421 SS1, 2099 nucleotides. RefSeq lists its product as uncharacterized. Gene Ontology annotation, biological process: copper ion import; intracellular iron ion homeostasis; iron ion transport. Gene Ontology annotation, cellular component: plasma membrane. Gene Ontology annotation, molecular function: ferric-chelate reductase activity. The record is from RefSeq and is a predicted model, not a curated record. NCBI's taxonomy places the organism in Eukaryota, Fungi, Basidiomycota, Agaricomycetes, Polyporales, Polyporaceae. Bases 1 to 1968 code for a protein of 655 amino acids. The transcript has 11 exons.